AAGAACCAAUUAGGGUUAGGGCAGGCGAGGCCGCACGCUUAGAUCGGGGAAUGAAUGAAGUGCAAAUGGGUAGAAUACUAAUGGAUUGAUCUUAGGUUUAUUGAUUUUGUCUAUCGAUAGAUUCUUGUUUGGAGAUGAAUUUACGGGGCUGGAGUUUGGCUCUUUGGCUGCUUACUGGUGCCAUAGAGAUGAAUGCAGCUUCCUAUAUCAGUCUUCUCAACCAUUCAUCAAUAUUUCGCUAUGAAUUUUUUUCUUUUUCUGGCGGAUUUGUUUUGUGAGGUUGAUACAUGUUACUGAUCUUUUAAGUAUCGGAUAUUUUAAUCCUUUAAACAUCACCUUUUUUUUUUUUUCUGGUGGAUUUCCCCUUUUUUUGAAAAAAAAAAAUUAAAAUUAAACAUCGAGCAGUAUUUCAGGCAACCUCUUUGCAGAAAAUUCAAUGGCGAAGAAGGUGUUAAACUGCUCGUAUAUUGAAUGGCUUUUGCUCUUCAGACUUGCUGAGAUUUUUCAUUGAAGCCGGUCUAGUAAGCCUUGGCACAUUUUACUACUGUACCAUCACCUUUCCUUUCCACUUGAAAUUGCUUUCAUAAUGCACAAUUGUGAAUGGAUUGUGAUGCCUAACUAUAAUUAGUUGGAUUAACGGCAUACAUUCUCUAUGGAGAAUUUGGUGAUAUAGAUUUGGACUGUAAAAUUGAAAAAUCAUAGGAAUCUAUCACCGGUUGUAUGUUUUGGAAGGCAUUGUAAAUCAUCGUCCAGCUAUCCCUACAUUUGGACGGUUUGAUUACCCCGAAUCGAUUCAGAAUUCACAUUGAAGGAAAUUGAGGUAAGCCGGCAGAGUUGAGAACUAACUUCCAAGGAGCGAUGCCCCUCGCAUUUGAAUCAGAAAGUAAUUCACUGCAUUUGCCACUCCGCGGGGACUGAUAUUUUUUUCCAUAAAAAAAAAAAAGAAAAUAUGAAUUACAGAUUUGAAAGAAAUAGCUUGAAUGCAUAAAUCAUAGUUUUGAGAGAAAUAAGCAAACGUAUAAAAAAAUUUACACAUUGAAUAUUUUUAAAAAAAUUCAUUGAAUUAAUCAACUAAACAUUUUUUGGACAAUUAGUAGAACAACACCAACAUUUUUCGAGUGUUCAAAUAGCUCGCUACCAGUAUGAUAAUUUCAAUGUAAUUUAAAUGCCCCAAAUUAUUUUUCACUUUCAAUUUUAAAUCAAUGGAGUAGUAUUGGUCGUUAACGUAUUUGGGCCUGUCAAAUUUGUGCUAUUGGGCCUUUAUGUGGGUUUUCUAAUUCAAUCACUGGAACGACGCAAACGAAAAGUUCGGGCAUUGGUCCAUUUCAUGCCAUCCCUAAAACGUGUAGUCGUCUGCUCAAACAAGUUCAUCCUUCAAAACUGUGCAGCGUUAUCCUAUCAUCACAUAAGUGGCAACUGUUCAGUGAUCGAUCUUUUUUUCGUAUUUUUCUUCUUCAGCUUGCUGUGAAGUAAUUUGGGAUUCCGAAAGUGAUUUGGAGGUUGGACUUCUGUAUGCUGUGUCAUUUAUUGUUAUAAUCAGGAGAGAUGGCAAUCUCAGCUUACCCCAGUUUUUAUCUAUGCAAUUGCUCUUCUUCUGCUUCUCCGGCUCCAGGUAGACAAUGUAAAUACUCCGGCCAAGCGGUGAGAGCGUUGCCCACACGGAUAAUCACAGUGGGAAAGAAGAGGUCCCGUGGGGUACAAUUAGUCGUAGAUGACUAUAUCAACAAGCUCAAACCCUAUUGCUCUGUCGACGAUAUUCAAAUUCGCUCUAAUCCUAAAAGUGCUCGUGAUGUGAGGGUUCAGGUUGAUGAUGAAGACAUGGCAGCCAUGAACCUUAUAACUGUUGAUGAUUGGAUUGUGAUGUUGGAUGAGCAAGGAUUAGAUAUUGGGACUGAGCAGAUGGCUGAGUUGGUUGCAGACGCGGGAAACACUGGAGCUUCAAGAUUAUCAUUCUGUAUUGGUGGACCUUAUGGUCAUGGACAACGAAUUCGGAAACGUGCUAAUGUAUCAAUCAGAUUAUCCUCCAUGGUUUUGAAUCAUCAGAUCGCAUUGCUUGUGUUUAUUGAGCAACUCUAUCGGUCAUGGACUAUACUUAAAGGACAAAAUUAUCAUCAUUAGUUAAUUAAGAGCACUGUGAGGGUAAAGGCAUAUCAAAUUUUGGGAUCUGGCCUUCAAAUCUGCUCCUCUGCCAUUAGGAGACUGGUGCCUUUUUUGGUUGUGUUCUCUCCGGUGACACACGGACACACUGGAUUUUGGAUUAGAAAGGUUAUUUGAGGAGACUCACAGGAAGGCAGUUCAAGGAGGCAUGUACAUGGAUGGGAUCUUGAUAUACAUUUGAAGAGAGCUUGAGGGAGGUGAUGGCAGCAGACUAGAGCAGCUUUUCUCAUCACCAUCUAGUUAUAUCUACUCGAAAAUUUCUGUCUUAGGAGUCGUUUGUGACUUUGUUUUAUGUUACUUAACCACUUAUUGAACCUUCGGCUUAUUCAUUCAGACAGUAAUGAAAUAAGUUUGUUUAUCUAAAUUAAAUUAAUAAGCUACUUAUAUGGA
This is a messenger RNA of Jatropha curcas, 2547 nucleotides long. RefSeq names its product methyltransferase. Gene Ontology annotation, biological process: rRNA processing. Gene Ontology annotation, molecular function: methyltransferase activity. The record is from RefSeq and is a predicted model, not a curated record. NCBI's taxonomy places the organism in Eukaryota, Viridiplantae, Streptophyta, Magnoliopsida, Malpighiales, Euphorbiaceae.